GGGUUGAGUCACAAAGGCAUUGGCAUUGGCAUUGGCUCUGGUCCCGGCACCGGACUAACACAGUGAGUGGUAGCCUGUGCGCACUUGCCCGCAAAUGGGUCCGUGGCUUAGCCGAGCGGGUGCGACGAGCGGGAGAGUAGUAGGAGUCUGGCAGCCAGCAUCCCAAGGCACGCAUGCCCUAGUUCGCCGUCGCUGGCCGCCGACCCACUGCGGUACCCUUGUCGCCGUUGUCGGUUUGACGGCACGAGGCGACUGCGCUGGCGGGCUGACCGCUCCCAAUUGCUCCACAGCGACGGGCUUCGGAGCGGUUUUGGGCAAACAAUUGGAAGGAGAUGCGUUGGUGACGGCUGGCCGGUCGGUCUGGGAAAUUGGGAAGCGUGGGCGCCGAAAGAGGAGGCGCGCAUUCCUUUUCCUCUUCCUCUUCAUUUUCCUUUUCCUUUCUUAUUUCCUUCCUUUCUUAUUUCCUUCCUUUCUUUUCUCCCGCGCGUGCAAGCCUGUCAGACCGUCCCAAUCCCCCAACCAAGGACGAGGACUGCAUGUACGUAAGCUAGGUGCCUUAUAUCCUUACAUACUAGGUACUACAUACAUAGCAGUAGGUAUGUUACAAUACAGACUGUAUGGGGGUAAUGGUGCCGCCAAGAUGCCCAGGAAAAACCGCAGUGGUUGGUUGAUCUUGGCGAUGGGGAAACGCCCGCCCUUCCUCCGCCAUUUCUCUCAGCCGUUCCAGCUUUUCUCAGUGCUCAGGUGCUGCAUGACCUAAGUAACACGUCAAAAAUACGGCCGCCGUUCGGAAUACCCCAAGC
Molecule: messenger RNA, 803 nt
Organism: Lasiosphaeria miniovina
Lineage: Eukaryota; Fungi; Ascomycota; Sordariomycetes; Sordariales; Lasiosphaeriaceae
Exons: 2
Coding region: 95-760 (221 amino acids)
Source: RefSeq, a predicted model, not a curated record